AUGGAUAUUGAAGCAAUUAUCGAAUGAAUUCUUAGAAACCCUCAAAGAUACCCAGGCACUCAUUCUACAUCUCAGCCACGAUCUGACCAUUCAUUAAAGCCUGUUGAGCCUGCUUCUCAAAUGCAAUUGAUCUGGAAAGCUACUGUUGAAUAUAUCCAUGAAAAACUGUUACAAGGAAAAGGGGUAAACAUCCCUAAUUUUGGUGCUUUUACAUUUAUUAUUGAGACUGAGCUUCCUCGAAUAGGUUCUAUAAAUCCAAAUCUUGGAGACAUUAAUGAGCAAAGACUAGAAAGGCAACAUCUCCACAAAAAUUUCCCAAUUUUUGUCCCUGAUACAACACUUCAGUAUGUGUUAGCAAGAUAUCAUGGGAAAAAUUAUUUAGAAAAACCAGCAUCUCAGCGAUCAAUUUAUCAGAGAGGUUUUCAAAUGAUUUACUGCAACCCCGUACCUAUUGCUAUGGCAUGCUAUUUAGACAAAAAUAUAGUUAAGGAUACCCACAAUGCAAUUUUUAAAGCUAUUAAAGAUUUAGCCAAAUUAGGCCGAACGCUACAUAUCCCUUUUGAUUUUGCUGUGAUUUCAAUCCAGAAUUUAUCUUUAAAUGCUAAAUUCAAUGCAAAUUUCAAAAGGCAAGCUAAUGAAAAAACAUAUGAAACCAAGAUGAGGAAAUCUGACGAUCCUUGCUCUACAUUUUGGAAAACAACUACAGAAGCUAAAUGGAGACAAUCUGCGCUAUCUACUCUUUGGGUUCCUCCAAGCCAUGAAAGAACUCAAAGUAUGAAUGAGAAAACUUUAGCACUGAAAAUCAUGAGUUUAGAUUUAGCAAGCACUGCUAGGCCGAAUACCACAUCUUUUAAUUAA
This is a messenger RNA of Blepharisma stoltei, 858 nucleotides long. The record is from the annotation of a GenBank genome assembly. Lineage: Eukaryota; Ciliophora; Heterotrichea; Heterotrichida; Blepharismidae.